UGAUGGAAUAUCUGCUAGUAUCAGAUAGACUAUAUAAGUAAGAAGUAGCUAUCAAGAAACUCAAAUAUCUAAACUGCAGAAUCGUAUCCUGUUAGACACAUUCAAAAUCAAUUCCACCCCCCUAAUGUAUAUCCCAACACCACCGUUACAAGUACAACAAAGUGUAAUCUCAGCUAUGGACCCUCGUAACCUUCUUGGGCCUCUUCACCUCCUCUCUUUCUCGAGCCUACUGGGGACACAACUCUACCAAACCUUCUUAGUUACCAAGAUAUGCUACACGAGCCUCCCUCGUAGCGCUUUCACCACUCUCCAGAAGCGCCUGUUCCCAAUCUAUUUCCGCAGUCAAUCAUUACUAUUACUGUUGACUAUCGUCACGAUCCCAUCCCGGGGCCCACUUACUCUCGUCGCCAACAAGACUGCCUGGAUCCCCUUCGCCAUCGCUGGUGCGACGGCGACUCUGAAUUGGUGGAUUUACGGCCCGCGGACCCGGGAAUUGAUGAUAGAAAGAGUUCACCAAGAGACACGAGAUGGAAUGCAGAAAAAGAAUAUGAAUGACAGUGGGAAUGCCGAUGACGACGCCUUAUCUGAGACUCUCAGUCCUGAGAUGCAGCGUAUACGUCGGUCGUUCUCGCGCAACCACGCUAUGAGCAUUCACCUCAACCUGUUGACCAUCGGCGCCAUGCUGUGGUGGGGUUAUAUGUUGGGUUCGAGCCUGAAAUUGGACUUGAGGUAGUAUGUAACACGGCUUAGACAACAGCUGUUGGGACUGCACUGGGUGAUACUCCAACUAGCUGUGUUUCCACCUUCUCUCAUUUAGACUACAAGUUAAGUGAAAGGAAAUACACUACACAUGGAAAUCGGUAGUUGUACGUUAUUGGUAGAGGUCCUUUUCCUUCAACUUUCGUUACCUAGUUAGACAAGUUGUAUCA
Xylaria bambusicola is the source of this 929-nucleotide messenger RNA. RefSeq lists its product as uncharacterized. The record is from RefSeq and is a predicted model, not a curated record. The coding region runs from base 125 to 733 and encodes 202 amino acids. NCBI's taxonomy places the organism in Eukaryota, Fungi, Ascomycota, Sordariomycetes, Xylariales, Xylariaceae. The transcript has 2 exons.